AAUAAAGUAGUUAACUAAUGCUACCAUAAAUCCUCAGAAAGCGGAGGUUUUUAUUGGCUUUGGAGCUUGCUAGCUAAAUUCAGGGUUUAAACUGCAGAUUAUUCGUGAGAAGACGGAUGAUAUGAACCAAAUUCAGCAUAAUGCUGCCAUCUAGUGCUUCCAUACAUGAGCAAUAUCCGUAGAAAAGCAAUUCAAUUACAGAUCAUUCAUUGCUGUAGAGUAAGUUUUAAAUAACAUCCUCGAGGUAAAGUCAAAGAUUCGAGAUACUUUUUGUAUUUAAUGGAAUCUUCAUGUCAACAUGUUACGGUAUUUAUUUUUUAAAACGCUAUGGUUUACAGUUUUUUUUUAUGCAAACGUUUCUUUACCCAGAUUCUUAAACCACCGUUGCCUCAUUUUUUUUUGAGGAAAUCCUUUUUCUGUGAAUAAACACUAACGGGUUAUAUUAGGAAUGUUUGCAACAACAGAGCAAAGUUCAACUCGUUAACCCUCGCACAACCAGACUCCAGCUUUUGAAUUUUAGCGGGUGAUUGACUAAAUGAAGACGAAGGGAAGCGCUGGAAUCUAUAAUGUUAAUAUUUAUCGUAGCUGAGGCUGAUUAGCAACAACACACACGCAAAACAUACAAAGGGGUUGCUUUUGAAAGAGCAGCCUGAAGUCUGACCUUGUAAAUAAGGGUUGUUAAAUCUCGCUCAUUAGUUUUCAUAAGUCUGUUCCCGAAGUGUUUACAGAACCCUCAUUAACUACGAGCUUCCUCGAGAUAACUACGACAUCUAUGUCAAAGAUAAGGACGGCUAUGCUACUAUUUUGGUUUCCAGAGAGUGUGGGGCAUGGGAGUGAACCUCGAGGAACCCCGAUUUCAAAAGAUCGUCCGCAAACGAAAGCCAGCAGAACAUCACCUAUCCAUUUUAGCCACCAAACGAAGAUGCGGGGUUUGCGCUAUUUGUUCCUCCUGACCUCCAUCAAUUUUGUCGCUUCGGUUGGGCUUUGCGAGGGGAAGCCUUUAGGAGAGAUCUCCAGUCUGGAAGAUGCCUUGAUCGUUCAGGAAGAAGAGCGAGACCUUGAGGACGAAAAUGACUUGGAGAACUAUUUGGGCUUCAUGAAGGAAGAUUUUCUGAGGAAGCUGAAUUUAUCGAGCGUGCCGCAAGAGCACCGAAAGGUUCAGCCUCCUCAGUUCAUGAUGGAGCUCUAUAAUAAAUACGCUUCUGACAAGACUUCCAUCCCUCGGUCGGAUGUCAUCCGGAGCUUCGUCGUCCAGGAUGUUAUUUUUUCCAUCAGACAGGCCAAUAAAACACAGCACAGGCUUCUAUUCAACAUUUCCAUCCCGAAUCACGAGGAGAUCACGUCGGUGCAGCUCAGGCUCUUCACUCUCUGGGAGAAGAGUAAAGUCACCUGCGCCGACCCGCUCGCGUCCGUCAACGUUUACGAAGUGGAGUACGAGCAGAGCGCGAACAUAUUAAACCUUCUGGACGGGAGAGACGUGACCGAGGGCAGAAGCGCUUGGGAGGCCUUCGACGUGAGCGGGGCCGUCAGGAGCUGGCAGGAGUCUGGACGCGGGGCCGGAGAACUCCAGGUGGAGAUCCAACAAGACUGCCAAGCCCUGGACGUCAGCCUGGCGUUAGAGCGCAACAGCUCGGUGGUCUUGAUCGUUUUCUCCGAUGAUCUCGGGAACAGAAAGGGAGAGGCGAUGAAAGAGGUUAAAGACAUGCUUCUUCACGAGAAGGAGCGCGGGUUUCUGGACGUGAACCAGCAUCUCCGGAGAAAGAGGAAAGCCACGAACAAUUACUGCCGGAGGACUUCUCUGAAGGUCAACUUCAAGGACAUCGGAUGGGACAAAUGGAUCGUGGCUCCGCCUGAGUACGAUGCUUACGAGUGUAAAGGAGUGUGUUACUACCCCCUCACAGAUGAUCUGACCCCCUCCAAGCAUGCCAUCAUACAAACUCUGGUGAACCUGAGCAAUCCUAAGAAAGCGAGCAUGGCGUGCUGCGUCCCGACCAAGCUGGAUCCGAUCACCGUCAUGUAUCAAGAAAAGGGGGUCAUUACGGUCCGACACCUGUACGAGGAGAUGAAAGUAGCUAAGUGUGGAUGCAGGUAGUUCUGGGCAUGCCUUUAUGUAGUGAAUUAUUUUAAAGCAGACAGGGUUAACCUUAGACUAUAGAGCUCGACGCUGAUCACUAUUAAAAUCCUUUAUCACUUGAAGUAGUCCUCUCAGCUGCUUGUGCACUAAACCUUCUCCGUCACACAGCAGAAACACACCAAACCUACCAAACCAUAUGCUUUUUAGACUCGCUGGUUUCGUGAAACACUUCUUGUGUUUUGUGAGACAUAAACCUUACGGGAAUUAAUAUUAUGGUGUUUGCUUUUGAGAUGCGUUUGAUGUUUUGAAUGCAGCGCUCCAUUUUGCCUUUCGCAUUGUGUGUGCAGUUCAAUUAUUUCACUCCUUUAACUAGGUGCUCCCGGGACAGUCCUUUAGUGAAAUACACUUCAAGUAAAUGAUGCAAAUACAUAUAUACUCUAAAGGGGGUGUAGCAACGCCACAGAACCAUUUCGGGUUCCCAAAGAACCUUUUAGUGAGCAGUUUUUAUAUUUAGAAAAAGCUAUUUUUUUGAUGACAUCGAUGGUUUCAUUGAGAGCCUUUAACCUCCGUGGAACUUUUCCAUUGCACAAACAUUUACUUCAGAUGUUUAAAAUUUUCUUCACACCUAAAACCCUUUUAAGACGUUCAUUUUUUAAAAAGAAAAAAAUUAACUUUUGUGAAAUGGACAAUAAAGACCCAUUUUUAAGAGUGUAGCGGUUAUAGUAAGUAAACUAUGAAAUUAAGAGGUCGGCUUCCCUUACGUGAUUAAAAUGUUUGUGUUUUUAUUUCAUUGAAUUUAGAGUUUGAAAGCAUUUUGGGACAUAGACCAAAAAUUAGCGAUGCUCUCUCCUAAGCAUUUUACAUUUAGGCACAGAAACAUACUCUCCACAAGUACACAGACGUCAGUGCUUGGCCAAGCGUGCAGUGCGUACUAUCAAGACACCUCAAGAGGGAGACAGAGCCGUGGCACUAAACGCUUGUGGCGUAUGUUCAGCUAGACUUGCAACGAAAGCAGAAGAAGCUGACGGUGUUGUCACAUCUAGAGUUCAUUUCAGGUCCACAUCUAAAAGUUCUCAAGUACUUUAAUAUUAAAUCUAGGGUCACUUUAAUCUACUUCUCCACUCAUUCCAUCCAUAGUAGACUUCCAUAGUAUAGGAAAAAUACUAUUGAAGUCAAAGGUGUCCCAAAACUCAAAAUGUCUUCCUUUGUGUUUUGACAGAACAGAAAAAAAUUAUACAGGUUUGGAACUACUCCAGGGUGAGAAUAUGAUUUUUCUUUUUUGGUUGAACUGUUCCUUUAACAAAUUGUGUGGCAUUUUUGUAUGUAAGAAAACUACGUAUUAAUAAUGAGACUUUUUCCAGAAAUAUGCCUGCAUUCGCUCUUUUUUUGUACUUAUUGUGCUCACAUACAUUUUCCAGCAGACUAUUUAUUUUUUCAUUUAUUAAUUUAUUUUUUCCUUCCAAAAAGAAAAGUGUAUAUAAUCCAUUAUUUUUGCUUUUUGCGAUGUAUUUCUAGCGUAUAUAUAUAUUUAUAUUUGCAUACAAACUAUUUAGUUUUACAAUGGUUAUUUUGUAAAUUGUUUUAUAUUUCAUUAUCA
This is a messenger RNA of Puntigrus tetrazona (Sumatra barb), 3671 nucleotides long. RefSeq names its product growth differentiation factor 2 (gene gdf2). The transcript is spliced from 2 exons. The record is from RefSeq and is a predicted model, not a curated record. Gene Ontology annotation, biological process: BMP signaling pathway; SMAD protein signal transduction. Gene Ontology annotation, cellular component: extracellular region. Gene Ontology annotation, molecular function: growth factor activity; cytokine activity. The coding region runs from base 773 to 2092 and encodes 439 amino acids. NCBI's taxonomy places the organism in Eukaryota, Metazoa, Chordata, Actinopteri, Cypriniformes, Cyprinidae.